UAGCAAUCAUGCGCUGCAAACCUCAAAGCAAGAGUAUGGAUUAAAAUUAACACCUUCAUCUCCCAGCAUUUGGAAAGUGGAGUACUUAAAGUGAACUCUACCAUGAAAAGGGUGAUUGCCCACUUGGCACUGACAGACUAAAAGGUCUCAGGACUUCAAUGAUCAUGGAAAGCCUGCUUCUGGGCGUUUUACUGGUGGGAAGUUUUGCAGUCAUGACAGAGGCCUGCCCAUUCCACUGUGUUUGCCAAAACCUGUCAGAAUCAUUAAGCACUCUCUGUGCCAACAAAGGACUCUUGUUCAUCCCACCAAAUAUUGACAGGCGCACAGUAGAGCUUCGUCUUGCUGACAACUUUAUUAGAGUGGUGGAGCCACAAGACUUUACCAAUAUGACUGGUCUAGUGGAUCUAACUUUGUCCAGGAACACAAUUCACGACAUUCAGCCCUUUGCAUUUGGGGAUCUAGAGAGCCUUAGAUCACUACAUCUUGACACUAACAGACUGACUGAAAUUCAUGAUGAGGAUUUCAGAGGGAUGCUAAACCUUCAGCACCUUAUUAUUAAUAAUAACCAGUUAGUAAAUGUUUCAGCAUUAGCUUUUGAGGAUUUCUUGCUCACUCUAGAAGAUUUGGAUUUAUCUUAUAACAACCUUCAGAAAGUUCCUUGGGAGGCAAUCCAAAAUAUGGUCAACCUUCAUACACUUAACCUAGAUCACAACCUUAUAGACUUUGUCAUGGAAGGAUCUUUUGCUGAGCUUUACAAACUUGCUCGGUUAGACAUGACCUCUAACAGGCUACAGACACUACCUCCAGAUCCUUUGUUUGCCAGAUCUCAGACAGGUGUGAUAAGCCCUACUCCCUACAGCUCUAUCAUUACACUCAAUUUUGGUGGCAACCCACUACACUGUAAUUGUGAAUUGCUCUGGCUCCGAAGACUGGUUCGAGAGGAUGAUAUGGAGACUUGUGCCUCACCCUUACAUCUGGCAGGUCGCUACUUUUGGUCUAUACCAGAAGAAGAGUUUACAUGUGAGCCACCUCUUAUUACAAGACACACUCAUAAGCUUUGGAUACUGGAAGGUCAAAGGGCUACCCUUAGGUGUCGAGCAAUAGGUGACCCAGAGCCUAUGAUUCACUGGGUAUCACCAGAUGAUAAAAUCAUUUCCAACUCAUCCCGAACAGCCUCUUACAGAAAUGGUACCCUGGACAUCUUGGUGACGACAGUACGAGAUGAUGGAGCCUACACUUGCAUUGCUAUCAAUGCAGCUGGGGAAUCUACAGCUUUGGUGGAUUUAAAAAUUAUUCCCCUUCCUCACCGGAGCAAUGGUACUAUUCACAUUGUACAUCAGGACCCUGGAUCCAGUGAUAUUACAACUUCUGCAAAAACGGGAGGGAACAGCACCGAGGGAAGCAGCAGAACUCAAGAGAGGUUGGUUCGGAUAACAGAUGUGACAGCCACAUCUGCAGUUGUUCGAUGGCUAAUUGGGAAAUCUUCCUAUACCGUUUGGAUGUAUCAAAUACAGUACAACUGCACAGUUGAUGAAACUCUAGUGUACAGAAUUUUACCCUCCACAAGCAAAGCAUUUGGACUCAAGAACCUGGUAUCAGGAGUAGACUACGAUUUGUGUGUCCUGGCAAUUUUUGAUGACAUUGUGACUUCUUUGGCAGCAACCAAAGUGGUGGGCUGUGCCCAGUUCACCACCAAAGACGAUUAUCCACACUGCCACUCACUCCAUGCGCACUUCUUGGGAGGCACACUAACAAUCAUUGUUGGAGGAGUAAUUGUAGUCACCUUGUUGGUUUUUACAGUUGUCAUGAUGGUUAAGUACAGAAUCUGCAGCAGUGCCAACUCACUGCCAAAAGUGACUGAUGUAUAUUCCCAAACCAAUGGCAAUCAACUUAUGCCAAAUGGGAUUUUAUCACAACGAAAUAUGGCUCCUCUUCCUAAACCCCCAAUUAUGGCAGAUAAAAAAAGAGCACCAUUUUCAUCCGAGCAUGAUCAUAUGGCCCAAUAUUAUGGAACAAAAAUUCAAUGCAAGAGGGUCAAGCCUAGGUACAGGAGUGAGCAGCAUCACACAAUGCCAGCUACAAAAUUUGCUCUACCACCACCAUCUGCAGAAAACUCACAGGACUACAGCAAUGAAAGGUCUGAAUGGAAAUCCUCUUCCACAAAAGGGGCAACCUGGGAGAGGCCUUCCAGUGUUGGGAUUCCCAAAACCAAGCGUAGCUGCUCAUUUGACAUGGGAGAAAUUGCCACAACAACCUGCUAUAGCUACGCCAAACGGUUAAGUGUGAUCUGGACCAAACGCAGUCAGUCUCUGCAUGGCAUGAUGAUGCACUGUGCAGAAACAACAGACAUUACAGGUAAGAAGAUGAUCUUUCCAAACACAGAUGAGCUGGAAGAAAGUGUAGUGUAAUACUCCAAAAAACAAACAAUGAACAAACAGGAACAAAUCUGAACCACAAGAGGCACAACCUUCCAGGCUAGAUGGUGGUGGCUGUUGAAAAUUACACCAACUCCUCUGACCAGCCUCCACAGGCCACGGAAAUAAAAUGCCCAGGUGUUUGUGUUUUUUUUUUUCUUUUCUUGUGCUGCCUCUCUGUGCCAAUGGAUUCUGAAAAGUCUCAGAUUGUUAACACACACACAAAAAACGAGUACAUAGAGUGUACAAAAGGCUGUUGCUUCUUUCAUCCAAGGUCUUUACAGUUUCACACACACACAAAGUCUUCUUUAUUUUCCCCCCCCCUUGUAAACCUGAACUUUCAUAGCCUCUUUAAACCCAUAUGCUUUGGUGAUCUAAAUUCACAAGAGGGAGUAUGGAAGAGAAGUGAUAUAAAGAAAAAAAUAUAUAAGGCAGCCAACCAACAAAAACACCAAUGAAGAAAGCUAUCAGAAUUAGUAACUUGUAAGGCUGAGCAAAUAUGCCAUAUUCAGUUUGACACAACAGCUUGGGGUUUGGAGUACAACUGAAUACGCUUCAGCGAGAAAGAGAGAGAUGUCAGAUGGAGCAAAAUCACCUCUGAAGAAAUUACAUUUUCUGAGAAAAAUGAAGAGGAGGAAGUGCAAGUCACAGCAUUCUGUGAUCAUGUUUUUCUUUUUGGUCAGGGUAAUAGACUAGGAGGGUGGGAAAGCAUCCAUUUGAUUGUAAUUCCAUUCUUAAAUUUAUACUUUGGUUUUUAGCAUUAAGGAAAGAUAAAUCUGUUUUUCCUGGAUCUACACCUUCCUUAAAAUUUUUAUUUUUUGAUAUACUUAUUUAUAUUACUUUGUUUUAUUUAUGUAUUUUUUAAGGGGGUGUGUGUGCUGAGAAGGGAUUGUAAAGGAUUUAUUAUACUGACAGACUGGAAACCUCAUAUUGUUUCACUUUUUUAUUUGCCAAAGUUCAUGUAUCCUGACAAACAACAAUAAAAUGUUUUGGGGAUUUUUUUCCCUUUCUUGGCA
This is a messenger RNA of Erpetoichthys calabaricus (reedfish), 3430 nucleotides long. It is a transcript of the gene lrfn4a, whose product is annotated as leucine rich repeat and fibronectin type III domain containing 4a. The record is from RefSeq and is a predicted model, not a curated record. Bases 159 to 2408 code for a protein of 749 amino acids. The transcript is spliced from 3 exons. Gene Ontology annotation, molecular function: protein binding. NCBI's taxonomy places the organism in Eukaryota, Metazoa, Chordata, Cladistia, Polypteriformes, Polypteridae.